AUGUCACUCUUGCUACCCACAUUGCCUCUUCUUCUUUCUUCUUCAUCCAACACAAAGCAAUUUCAGUUCAAUGUUGAGUGGAAGAGUGUGACAAGACUUUGCCAUACAAAGAAAGUAUUGACGGUGAAUGGGAAGUACCCAGGGCCAACCGUUGCUGUAAAUGAAGGGGAUAAUGUCGAAAUCAAGGUCACCAAUCGGGUCGCCACAAACACUACCAUACAUUGGCAUGGGGUGAAGCAAGUGAGAACAGGCUGGGCAGAUGGGCCCGCGUACAUCACGCAGUGCCCCAUCGGCGCAGGCAAAAGCUACGUCUACAAGUUCAGUGUGGCGUCCCAUAGGGGCACGCUCUGGUGGCACGCUCACUUUUCUUGGCAACGCGCCUCUGUUUACGGUGCUUUUAUCGUUUACCCUCGCAUGCCUUUCCCAUUCUCACUCAAACCCGACCAUCAUCUUCCUCCCAUCAUCUUUGGUGAAUGGUGGAAUGCCGAUAUUGAUGUGGUCGAAACCGAAAUGAUGUUGUACGGUGGCGGACCUCAGGUUUCCGACGCUUACACAAUCAAUGGCCUACCGGGACCCUUAUACCCCUGUUCCACUUCCACCAAAGAUACUUUUGUCCUCGACGUCGACCCCGGAAAAACCUACCUCCUACGAAUCAUCAACGCAGCUCUCAAUGAUGAGCUCUUCUUCGCUGUGGCCAACCACAGCCUAACCGUGGUUGAGAUCGACGGCGCCUACACAAAGCCCUUUCCAACCACAGCCAUCAUGAUUGCUCCUGGACAAACCACCAACGUCCUCCUCACAACCGAUGCAUCAACUGAUGCCCAAUCGUUCAUCAUGGCCGCCCGCCCCUACCUCUCAUCCGUCUUCCCCUUCGACAACUCCACCACCGUCGGCUUCCUAAGGUACACAACUACCAAUUACACAAAACCACCUUAUCAUCAUCUCACCCUCCCACAAAACCUACCCGCAUUGGAAGACACCAUGUUUGCAACGCGCUUCACCAAUAGUCUCAAGAGCCUGGCAUCCCCAGAAUACCCUUGUCGUGUCCCCAAAACGAUCGACAAACGUGUCAUAACAACCAUAAGCCUAAACCUCCAGGAUUGCCCACCCAACCGCACAUGCAAGGGGUAUCGGAAUAAGAGAUUCUAUGCGUCCAUCAACAACCACUCCUUCGUUCGCCCUACAGUUUCGUUGCUCCAGUCCCACUACUACGGCCUCGGCUUGAAAAACUGGACGUGGGAUAUUUCAGACAACCCUCCCCACGGUUUUAACUACACAGGCGUGGACCCAGUGGCCGAGAACAUGAACACCAAUUUCGGGACGAGCGUGCUCCGUGUGGCGUUCGGGACGAGGCUCGAGAUCGUGCUGCAGGGGACAAACUUCCUAAACCCAGAGAACCACCCAAUUCACAUCCACGGACACAAUUUCUUUGUGGUGGGGAGCGGGUUCGGGAAUUUCGACCAGGACAAGAACCCGGCGAGUUACAACCUUGUAGACCCACCGGAGAGGAACACGGUGGCUGUGCCGAUGGGGGGAUGGGCCGCGAUAAGGCUGGUGGCGGACAACCCAGGGGUGUGGUUUGUGCAUUGUCACCUUGAGGAGCACACGUCGUGGGGUCUGGCUAUGGGCUUCAUCGUGGAAAACGGCAAAGCCCCGUCUCAGUGCGUGCUGCCGCCUCCCACCGAUCUGCCUCCUUGUUGA
Striga hermonthica is the source of this 1701-nucleotide messenger RNA. The record is from the annotation of a GenBank genome assembly. NCBI's taxonomy places the organism in Eukaryota, Viridiplantae, Streptophyta, Magnoliopsida, Lamiales, Orobanchaceae.